CGCGUUCAUAUGUCGAGAUCUUUGCCAGCGAUAUUGGCAGCGAACAGCUGGUAGUUGCAAGCUUGCAAGUUGUGAUCAGUUACAAUAUGUCUAUUGUCGAUAAAAUUUGUCAUUAUCAACGAAAUUUAGAGAAAUACGGUGAUAACGAAGCUCGAAUAUUACAUUGUAUUUCAAAGUUAUAUAAUCUACCAGUGACAGUACAACAUCUUCAAGAGACAGGAGUAGGAAGAACUGUGAAUAGUUUCAGAAAGUACGAUGGUAGUGUAGGUGAUGCUUCUAAAGCUUUAGUUUACAAAUGGAAAAGAAUGGUAGCAAAUGAGGAUAACAGUGAUGAAGAAGAUGAGGAUGAAACUUGUGUACCUGAUGUUCACGAAAAUAACACUGAUAACCAAGAUUCACCAAAGCUAAGUAUUGGAGAAAACAGCUCCUUAUCUGAUCAAGCAUCAAAUUUAAAACAUGCAUAUAAAGAAAACAAAAGUGAACCAUCUACAAAACACAAUACAGUGCAUUCAUCCAAGUUAAAAUCAGAGGAAAAGUAUGAAAAAAGUGGACACUCUUCCAAACACCAUUUACAGAAUGAAAAGAAAUCCAAAGAAUCGAAAACUAGUAAAAGCAGUCUGAAGAAAGAAGAAGUCCAUAGUUCAACAAAUAAUCUUAAUGACAAUGAUAAUCCGAAGAAAAUGAAUAAUAAGGAGACUGAAAUUAAUGAAGAUAAUAACAGAAAGAGAAAAGUAGAUAAUUCCUCAACAAAGGAAAGCAAGAAGAGGAAAUUGUCAAAUAGCAAAAUUGAUGAUGAGAAACCUCAAUUAUCCAUUUCAGAAAAAAAUCAUUCCCAUUCAAAAUCUGGAAUUGAAAUAGAGGAAAAGUCCAGAAGUUCUAAUAAGUUUAAAUCUGAUGAAUCAAGCAGUAAAACAAAGGACAGUAGUGAAAAACAAAAACAUAAAAUAAAGGAACAUACAAGUCAUAAUAAACAUGAUAAAAAAAGAGAUUCCAGUCAUCAUUCUACCAAGGAAACUUCCAAGUUAAGAGUUAGUUCCUCUAGUAAUAAGGAUCAUAUUAAGAGUAAAGAUAGGGACAAGAAAAAGGAGCAAAAAGAGGAUAAGAAUAAGCACGAGAAGAAAAAGGAAACAAAGAUUAGGUUAAUGCAAGAGAUUAAAGGCGAUGAAGGAAUAGAUUGCAAUUCUGGUGCAAGCUUUGCAGAAGCACUUGGAAUGUGCACCAUGCCUCAGCUAUCAACGAAAAAACGUCAUAAUAAUUCACCUAAUUUAAUUUCUAGUAAAUCAAUUAAAACGGAACGGUUGUCACCCCCGAUUAGUAACAAGAAGACGCCAACAGUGAAAUCUGAGUCAGAAUACGGCGAAAAUUCAAACUCACUGUCCCUUUUAGCGCCAAAUGUGAAGCUAGAACCGUUGAACGUAGAUUUAUCGUCCACUUUACCUGAAAUAAGUCCCAAUUACAAGCCACUGCCAUAUAUUAAUCCAAUUCAACGCAAAGAAGAAAUCAAAUCUGUCGACAAUAUUAUUUAUUUCAAAAAUCAAAGGACGAAAGUGUACUCUGGUAACAAGGUUGGUUACACAAGUGUGCCAACGCUGUACGAAAUGUGCAUCAGAGUAUUGAUAGAAAAUAUCGAUGCGCUUGAAUUCACCGGCGGUGUACCAUAUGAUAUAUUAAAGCCAAUCCUAGAACGCGCCACGGCUGAUCAAUUAUUUAUGUUAGAACAUUAUAAUCCAUAUCUUAUAGAAGAUACAGACAUAUUAUGGCAAUAUCAUUGUAAUCGAGAGUUCAGGAAUAAUGAUAGGCAGGAAAUGGAAUCGUGGCGCGAGAUGUACAUGCGCUGCUUAGAUGAAAGAGAAGCAAAAUUGAAAACACUCACCGCCAACAUCAAACAAUCCAUAGAUAAAUCCGUCCCAGUGAGAUCCACUAAACUUGCAUACGUAGACAAUGUCGUGAAGCCACCGCGGAACAUAUUGAAGAAACAAGCAAAGUAUGGCACAGCCAAUGCUACACCUGCCACUGUCUCUAGUGUAAAGAAAAAAUUGACCGGUGGUGGAGCGACUAAUAACGCAACUAAUAUUGCUGUACCACCACCGCCGAUGGCUCGAUUUAAAGCAUCAACAUCGAGUGUAAAAAAGACAAAAGCACCGCUUAUGGCAAAGGCAUUGCAACUAAUAAAAGGGCGUUACAAGCGGUAGUGUAAGUGAUAAUUUAUAAAUAUUAUAGAGAUCUCUCCAUUGAUCUCUUAUAAUCAAUUUCAAUAAAUAAUAAAAUUGUACAUUUUGUCAUCGUUUCGUGCGCACGCGUUUAUAUCGUUUUGAUAUCGAUCGCGAUCUCAAUACAGCAAUGAAUCUGUGAAUCUUUUGCAUAAUAUUAUUUCUUUUUUAAAUAUUCAUGUGCAAGGAAUCAUAUGUAAUGAUUUCAAUACAUAAAUAAUUGCAUAUAAUUAUUCAAUUAUAUGAAGGAAUUUAUCCUCUUAUUCCAGUUGAAUGUAAAAUCCAUAGGAGAACAAAUAAUUUCCAACAGUUACGAUACACUUUUCUUUCGAAAUUAUAUCAAUAAUUCACAGCUACAUAAAUUCCUUUUUGAGGAAAGUGUAUUCUUAAUCCUCAUAUAUAUAAUUAGAUUCAAUAAAAAAUAGAUAUAUAAAAAUAAAUAGAUGAAAUUGAUGGUUACUCAUUUUUAGGUCUAGAAAUUCUUGGCUCAUAUAUUUUCUAAUCUAAAAUUCUUAGAUUCGUGAAAUAUAAUGUUUUUGGAUUGUGUUGUAGAAACUUAUCAUGUGUCAAAUGUCGAUUCAGGAAUAAAGUGGAACCGUAUUUCGUGCGUUGAAUAUUGCUGUGAUUUUGAUUUCAAUUUUUUAUAUAAAUAUAUCUCUGAAUGUAUUAUGUAAAUAUUAUAUUGUGACAAGACAAAAGAACAACUAUAGAUAGGUGAUCAAUCUACUUUGCUUAAAUUAUGUAAUUGUGGUAUAAAAAUUUCU
Molecule: messenger RNA, 2974 nt
Organism: Camponotus floridanus (Florida carpenter ant)
Lineage: Eukaryota; Metazoa; Arthropoda; Insecta; Hymenoptera; Formicidae
Gene: EloA
Product: transcription elongation factor B polypeptide 3
Exons: 9
Coding region: 87-2192 (701 amino acids)
Biological process (GO): transcription elongation by RNA polymerase II
Cellular component (GO): nucleus; elongin complex
Source: RefSeq, a predicted model, not a curated record